This is a messenger RNA of Erythranthe guttata (spotted monkey flower), 1418 nucleotides long. Its product is annotated as transcription factor BEE 2. Gene Ontology annotation, biological process: regulation of DNA-templated transcription. NCBI's taxonomy places the organism in Eukaryota, Viridiplantae, Streptophyta, Magnoliopsida, Lamiales, Phrymaceae. Gene Ontology annotation, cellular component: nucleus. Gene Ontology annotation, molecular function: protein dimerization activity; DNA-binding transcription factor activity. The record is from RefSeq and is a predicted model, not a curated record.
UGGCCGGCACCCCCUUAUAUAUUCCAUUCAGGCAACCCUCACAUUUCGCUUGACAAACUCCUAGGUUUCUAAUUAAUGUUACGCCUCCACCAAUCAUCACCAUCCACGUCAUCAUCUUCUUCUUCCUCUGAAAAAAAUCUCAUGGAGCAAAAGCAGAGCUCCGCCUUACUCCACCACCGCCGCCUCUAUCAAGAACAGACCAAUUCUUGGCACAACCAAGACACCCGCCACGUGGACCUCCUCUCCGCCGUCGAUCUAUCUCACCACUUCCCUUACCACUCAAUCCCGAAACCCGAAUGGCAAUGCAACAGUAGUAGCUUGAUCAAUAGAGAAAAAAGAAAAGCACAGUUCGAUAUGGAAGAAAACAGCGAAAAUAUAGUUGAAGCAGAGGAAGAGAAAUCGGAGAUCACCGCGAAAACCGAAAUGGAAACUUCCGGAAACACUUGUUCGAAGGAAAGCUCCAAAGUUUCCGAGGUUCAAAAACCUGAUUAUAUUCAUGUUCGGGCGAGACGGGGCCAAGCCACUGAUAGCCACAGCUUAGCCGAAAGAGCAAGAAGGGAGAAAAUUAGUAAGAAGAUGAAGUGUCUUCAAGAUUUAGUCCCGGGUUGUAAUAAAGUUACCGGUAAGGCCGGAAUGCUCGACGAAAUCAUUAACUAUGUCCAGUCGCUUCAAAAGCAAGUCGAGUUCCUUUCGAUGAAAUUAGCAACCGUAAAUCCGAGGCUCGAUUUCAACGUUGAUGACAUCUUCGCCAAAGAGAUACCCGCGUAUAUUUCGAGUUUACAAGCCGCACAAUUCGAAGCAACAUGCUUACAUUACAACACAAUGCAACAAGGAACCUCGAACUGCGGGGGUGACAUAUCGUUGGAUCAAUCCCAAAUGUUGCCUCAUAAUAAAGCAGAAAACGCGCUUCUUGAUCCGUCUUUUAUCUCCCAACUGCAGCAGCUUUCGGGUUGGGAAUCCGAUUGGCCAAGUCUAUUCAAUGCUGGAUUUCAUUAGUUACAAAAAGAAUCAAUAUAUGGUCCUUCUCUUUAUAGUUCUAGAUAAGCCUAGGUACCGUUUAUUAAGUCGUCGGAGGGGAUUUCAGGCAAAUAUAUAAAUAGUUGUAGCAGCAGAGGCAUUCUUUUCUUCAUGAUAUAUUAUAUAUAUGUGUGUUUGAUUUGUAUCAUCUCAUGUAUAGUUACAUAAUUUAUUGUACCUAUUUUUUAGAAAUUAUAUCAUAUAUAUAUAUAAGAACGUAAUCGUAAUCGUAAUCGUAAUCGUAAUCGUUAUCAUUAUCGUUAUCGUUAUCGUUAUCGUUAUCGUUUCUCCGGUUGUCCGAUACACAUCACUGUAUAGAAAAGCAACUGUACCAGAAGCAAAGAUAUAUUGUGAUGUAGAAAAAAGAAAAAGAGAAAAAAAAUGAUUUAAUAGUUGGGAAA